This is a messenger RNA of Schizophyllum commune H4-8, 1022 nucleotides long. RefSeq lists its product as uncharacterized. The transcript is spliced from 2 exons. The record is from RefSeq and is a predicted model, not a curated record. NCBI's taxonomy places the organism in Eukaryota, Fungi, Basidiomycota, Agaricomycetes, Agaricales, Schizophyllaceae. The coding region runs from base 241 to 873 and encodes 210 amino acids.
GGCAGCGCCUCCUCCCUUUUGCACCCGUCAAUGCCCUCCGGAAUUCCGCGUUCCUGACAUGGACAGCUGAUCCGAUCCGGGAAUGUUUGCGCGCCGGGCGCGGGCCCUACUUAGCAGACAACGCGCGCGCUUUAACGCCAUAAGAAACGUGCCGUCAACGCCUCAAACUCCUCUUGCUUCGAACUCUCAGGAGGCUUUUCAUCUUGUCUGUUACCGCCAUCAUCGCCAUCCACCCCGACGAUGACCUCCCUCACGACCGUGCUCACGAUCAGCCCCAUCCUCCUCGCCGCGCUUCCCGGCGCGUACGCGAAGGGUGGCGGCGGACACGGAUCGUCCCACAGCAGUGGCAACACAGACACGAGCAGUGGCACUGGGAGUGGCGGGACGGACUCCUCCAGUGGAGGCAUAUCUGGCAGUGGAAGUGGCUCGAGUACGGACUCUGAUGGCGGCUCAUCAGGCUCAAACUCGGGCUCGAACUCGAACAGUAACGGUCGUCCUUACUCCGGCGGCAACAACCACAGCAGCUCCUCUCUCUGCGUCAUGACCAGCACAAUCGACGUCUCUGCAUCCACGACCUCUUAUGCCACAUACACGACUGCUUGCUCCGUCUCCAGCAACAACCAAACGCACGCGAGCAAGCACAAAUUAUCUGGCGGUGCGAUUGCAGGGAUCGUUAUUGGUUCUAUAGCCGGGACUGCCAUCCUCGCGUUCAUUUUGUGGCUCCUGUGCAGGAGAAGAUGGAACACCAGGCGAUAUGGCGAUCGCGAGACGUCCAUCGCGGCCCCUGAGGGCAGCAAGCUCAUGAGCCCGAAGGCUUAUGAGGCGCUCGGGGAGGGGACGUCUGAGAAACACAUGUGGACUCAGAAGAAAUAAGCGCCACACAUCGUCGUGUUCUCCCUAAAGUCUCUCUUUGGUGUGUGCAAACCAUAUCUGAACGUUCGUCCAGUCAACUUACUCGCCAUCAGUAGCUUUCAGCUGUUCUGUCCUUUAGAGCGUCGAUAGACAUCGUUGUCAUUCCCCGG